AUGGGCGAGCCAAGGACCGAAGUUUUCGAGUCGACUGCGCUGGCUUCGCUCCACACCGAUAUUGAGCACGAUUCUGCUGCCAUCAAGACACCCGAUGAGGACAAGUCAAGUGAUCCGGAUGUGGUCGAUUUCGAGCGAGAUGACCCUGCCAAUCCGAGAAACUGGUCGACAGGAAAGAAGUCCUUCAACCUUACGGUCGUGUCCUUGAUAACACUCCUCUCACCAACCACCUCUACCGUCUCUUCUCCGAUAUCUCCUGCCAUCAUGAAGCACUUCAACACAACAAAUGAGAUGGUCGGAGCUUUUGUAACUACAGUAUUCUUGCUUGGCUACGUAUUUGGUCCUUGUAUCAUUGCACCCAUGUCAGAGAUGUACGGCAGAGCUAUUCUUUACAAGGUCUGCAUCGUGCUUUUCAUUGUCUUCAAUGUGGCUUGUGCCUUGGCACCUAGUAUGGGAACUCUCAUCAUUUUUAGACUGCUUGCUGGCAUCAUGGGUUCCUGCCCCAUCACACUUGGUGCCGGCUCGGUCGCCGAUAUGACUACAGCUGAAAAGCGAGCCGGAGCCAUGUCAGGCUACGUGAUUGGCACUAUUCUAGGUCCUUCGCUUGGACCAAUCAUCGGUGGAUACGUGAGCCCUGAUAAAGGAUGGCGGUGGGCAUUUUGGCUCAUGGCUAUUCUCUUGGGUGCGAUAGCAAUUCCGGUGAUGUUACUUGCAGAGUCGUACCCUUAUGUGAUCCUGAAACGCAAGACAGAGAAGUUGCGCAGUGAGACCGGAAAUAUGCAUCUACGGUCAGCAUUGGAUACCGGCAAGACACCACGUCAGCUGUUUGCCUUCUCCAUCUGGCGUCCACUGAAAAUGCUCAUGUCACCGAUUGUGUUCUUGCUAUCGCUCUAUUGUGCGCUCGUCUACACCUUUCUUUACCUGUGUUUCACCACUUUCCCGGUACUUUUAAACGAUGAGUACCGAUUUGGAAGUGGGCCGUCGGGCCUGGCGACUCUGGGGUUGGGAGUUGGUUCUAUUUUGGGGCUAUUUAUUUCCGGUGGCAGCUCAGACAAGAUCUCCAAGUAUUUGACUAAGAAGCAUGGAGGAGAGGCCAAGCCAGAGUACCGACUCCCCGUGCUGAUUAUCGGUGCCUUCUUCACACCCAUUGGUCUGUUCUGGUACGGAUGGACAGCAUACUACCACACUCACUGGAUUCUUCCUAUCAUUGGCACAGGAUUUAUUGGUGCCGGAAUGCUUAUUGCCUUUAUGGCCACCACUAUGUACGUCGUCGAUGCCUUCACGAUGUAUGCAGCCUCAGUGACGGCCUCAAACGCCAUCUUUCGUUGUCUCUUUGCAGCUUUGAUCCCACUAGCUGGCCCUUCUAUGUACACAAAAUUAGGCUAUGGCUGGGGAAAUUCGCUCUUGGGGUUUCUUGGUGUCGCUUUCAUACCGGUUCCCGUGAUUUUCUACCGCUACGGCGAGCGCAUUCGCAAAUCCAAGAUGUUCAACGUUGAGUUCUGA
Molecule: messenger RNA, 1503 nt
Organism: Talaromyces rugulosus
Lineage: Eukaryota; Fungi; Ascomycota; Eurotiomycetes; Eurotiales; Trichocomaceae
Exons: 3
Coding region: 1-1503 (500 amino acids)
Biological process (GO): transmembrane transport
Molecular function (GO): transmembrane transporter activity
Source: RefSeq, a predicted model, not a curated record